Molecule: messenger RNA, 3245 nt
Organism: Oryza sativa Japonica Group (Japanese rice)
Lineage: Eukaryota; Viridiplantae; Streptophyta; Magnoliopsida; Poales; Poaceae
Product: probable pectinesterase/pectinesterase inhibitor 21
Biological process (GO): cell wall modification
Molecular function (GO): pectinesterase inhibitor activity; pectinesterase activity
Source: RefSeq, a predicted model, not a curated record
AGUGAGAUAGUUAGAUGAAACAAUUUAAUUCAAUAUAUACAAUAAACGAUUUAAGUCAUUGAAACACUUAAACCUUGUAUACAUCAAAACAAACCCCGUGUAUUUGAAAAUAUUAAACACUAUCUAAAAUCCACUUCAAACAUUUGAUACACACACACAAAGAAACAUCACAAGUACACUAACUGAAACAUUGUUUUUGAACCAUUGAAACAUCAACAAAACCUGUGUGUCGAAAAUAGAAAUAUAGAACACUAUCGAAAUAUCCACUGACAUUUGAUCCAAACACAAAAGAACAUCACGAGUAUACUAGCUUGAAACACAGAAAAAAAAACACACAGAACCUAGUAUGGACUGCAUCUUCCUUCUCUCCGAUGAACACAGGCUUGCUCGCGUAGGUCUUCUCCACCACUCCCAUCAUCGGAUCUGUAGGAGGAGAAGGGGGAGGGCGGCGGAGAUGAGGAGAGAGUGCUCCUGGGGGAGAGAGGGAGCCGGCGAGCCUACACCACCACCGCCGCCGCCAUCACCUCACCGCACGUGUGUCGUCCUCCGCGUCGGCCGCCACCACGGGGACGAAGCCGCCGUCAACGUCCAGGAAGACAAAAAGCGGCGGCAGAUCCAACGGAGAAAACGACGCUGGCGAGAUUGACGGGAGAGGAGACUGUGCGGGUGAGGUCGGCUGGGGAGAGACGGCGGCGCAAGCGAGAGAGCUCGUGGGAGAGGAGGCGGCGCCGAACGGGGGAGAGGAGGCGAGCCGAGCGAGGUGUGGGGAGCCAAGUGACGUGGAAUGAGACGUGCGAGCGCCGGAUAUUUUUCUCUCUCAUCGGGCACCCGUGCAUAAGCAUUAUCGGACACAUUGGCGUGGCCUUCAUUCAACAUGGCGCCUACAUGCAGCUCCACCAAUAGCAGCUCCAGGAGCUUCACCCUUGGUAGUGGCCGACGGCAGUACGGCACAACAAAAUUUCAGAGCCGAUAGCACAACAAAAUUUCAGAUGGUUGCCUGCAUGCAACUAGAAAAUCCCCACGAGCAAAGCAAAAACAAACUGGCGGCAUCCGUCGUGUGGCUCUCCAUUCACCUCGGCCUGUGGCGACCUCCGACGCCCAUGCGCAACCACCGUCGUUUUUCGCCAUGUCCAAAGUUAGCGCGGGCUCGUAUAAGAGAUGCCACCGCCGCCGCCGCCGCCGCCGCCUCCUCCUCCUCUUCCUCCUCCUCCUCCUCGUUGCUCCAAUUUUUAGACCGAAUAAACCGGACCCCUUCCGCUGGUAGGGGACGACGCAUCGAUCGAUCCCGACGCCUUUGCGCGCGCGCGCAAAAUCGAUCAUUUGAUACAUAUCUCGCGUGAAUCGUCGACUGGUGGUUGCAUUGUGUUGCAAUGAGCAAAGGCGCGAUCAUCGGCGCGUCGACCGUGCUGGUGGUGGCGGUGGUGGCGGCGGUGUGCGUGGUGUCGUUCAAGAACGGGUCGAGCAAUGCCAAGGAGGACGGCGAGCUGUCGACGUCGGUGAAGUCGAUCAAGUCGUUCUGCCAGCCGGUGGACUACCGGGAGACGUGCGAGACCACGCUGGAGCAGACGGCGGGCAACGCGACGAACCCGACGGACCUCGCCAAGGCCAUCUUCAAGGCGACGUCGGAGCGGAUCGAGAAGGCGGUGAGGGAGUCCGCCGUGCUCAACGACCUCAAGAACGACCCGCGCACGUCCGACGCGCUCAAGGACUGCGAGGAGCUGCUCGACUACGCCAUCGACGACCUCAAGACGACGUUCGACAAGCUCGGCGGGUUCCAGACGAGCAACUUCAAGCGCGCCGUGGACGACGUCAAGACGUGGCUCAGCUCGGCGCUGACGUACCAGGAGACGUGCCUCGACGGGUUCGAGAACUCUACGUCGACGGAGGCGUCGGAGAAGAUGCGCAAGGCGCUCAAGAGCUCGCAGGAGCUGACGGAGAACAUCCUCGCCAUCGUGGACCAGUUCGCCGACACGCUGGCGAACCUGGACAUCACCGGAUUCAGCCGCCGGCUGCUCGGCGACGACGGCGUGCCCGUGUGGAUGUCCAACGCGAAGCGCCGGCUGCUGGAGGCGACCCCGGGCUCCAAGGAGUUCAAGCCGGACGUGACGGUGGCGGCGGACGGCAGCGGCGACUUCAAGACCAUCAAUGAGGCGCUGGCCAAGGUGCCGGUCAAGAGCACGGGGACGUACGUGAUGUACGUGAAGGCCGGGACGUACAAGGAGUACGUGUCGGUGGCGCGCAACGUGACGAACCUGGUGAUGAUCGGCGACGGCGCCACCAAGACCAUCAUCACGGGGAACAAGAGCUUCAUGCUCAACAUCACCACCAAGGACACGGCCACCAUGGAGGCGAUCGGCAACGGGUUCUUCAUGCGCGGCAUCGGCGUGGAGAACACGGCCGGGUCCAAGAACCACCAGGCGGUGGCGCUCCGCGUGCAGAGCGACCAGUCGGCGUUCUACGAGUGCCAGUUCGACGGGCACCAGGACACGCUCUACACCCACACCAGCAGGCAGUACUACCGCGACUGCACCAUCACCGGCACCAUCGACUUCAUCUUCGGCAACGCGCAGGUGGUGCUCCAGAACUGCCGGAUCCAGGUGCGCCGGUGCAUGGACAACCAGCAGAACAUCGUGACGGCGCAGGGGCGCAAGGAGAAGCACUCCGCGGGCGGCACGGUGAUCCACAACUGCACCAUCGAGCCGCACGAGGACUUCAAGGCCGACGCCGCCAAGUUCAAGACGUUCCUCGGCCGCCCGUGGAAGGAGUACUCGCGGACGCUCUACAUCCAGUCCGACAUCGGCGGGUUCAUCGACCCGCAGGGGUGGCUGCCGUGGCUCGGCGACUUCGGCCUCAACACCUGCUACUACGCCGAGGUGGAGAACCGCGGCGACGGCGCCGACAUGAGCAAGCGCGCCAAGUGGAGAGGGGUCAAGACGGUCACGUACCAGCAGGCGCAGCAGAAGUACACCGUCGAGAGGUUCAUCCAGGGACAGACGUGGCUCCCAAAGUUCGGCGUGCCGUUCAUCCCCGGCCUGUUGCCGCAGGAGCAGUCAGGGAGGAUACACUGAUCCAUCGUGCGUCGUCUCGUCGGCCUAUAUAUAUGCUAGCGGGAGAUGAACUUGCAAACUGCAAGUUGUACUAGCUGCCAAGGGGAGUGGAUUUUAACUCUGAAGGGAACGUUACCGUUGUUUGCAUGCCAUUUAAAAUAGUUUAAACAUUGAGAUGAUAUAUUAACAUGUGAUAUA